This is a messenger RNA of Callithrix jacchus (white-tufted-ear marmoset), 2344 nucleotides long. RefSeq names its product NADPH dependent diflavin oxidoreductase 1 (gene NDOR1). Gene Ontology annotation, cellular component: cytosol. Gene Ontology annotation, molecular function: FMN binding; flavin adenine dinucleotide binding; NADPH-hemoprotein reductase activity. Lineage: Eukaryota; Metazoa; Chordata; Mammalia; Primates; Cebidae. The record is from RefSeq and is a predicted model, not a curated record.
AUGCCGGUCCCGCAGCUUCUAGUGCUCUUCGGCAGCCAGACAGGCACGGCUCAGGAUGUGUCGGAGAGGUUGGGUCGCGAAGCCCGGCGCCGGCGGCUUGGCUGCCAGGUGCAGGCCCUGGACUCCUACCCGGUGGUGAAUCUGAUUCAUGAGCCCCUGGUGAUAUUUGUUUGUGCAACUACAGGCCAAGGAGACCCACCUGACAACAUGAAGAACUUCUGGAGGUUCAUAUUUCGGAAGAACCUGCCCUCCACUGCCCUCUGUCAGAUGGACUUUGCCGUCCUGGGCCUCGGGGACUCCUCAUAUGCCAAGUUCAAUUUUGUGGCCAAGAAGCUGCACCGACGGCUCCUGCAGCUUGGUGGCAGUGCCCUCCUGCCCGUGUGCCUGGGCGACGACCAGCAUGAGCUGGGGCCCGAUGCUGCUGUGGACCCUUGGCUGCAAGACUUGUGGGGCAAGGUUCUGGGGCUGUGCCCGCUGCCUCCAGGCCUCGACGAGAUCCCUCCUGGAGUCCCCCUGCCCUCCAAGUUCAGCCUGCUGUUCCUCCACGAGGUGCCCAGUGUGGGCUCUGAGGGGCAGCAAGUGGCUCACCCUGGCUCCAGAGAGCCCCCAUCGGAGUCGCACCCCUUCCUGGCACCCAUGAUCUCCAACGAGAGAGUCACCGGCCCCUCCCACUUCCAGGAUGUUCGGCUGAUUGAGUUUGACAUCUCAGGCUCUGCAAUCAGCUUCGCUGCCGGGGAUGUGGUGCUGAUUCAGCCCUCCAACUCGGCUGCCCACGUCCAGCAGUUCUGCCAGGCGCUGGGCCUGGACCCUGACCAGCUCUUCACACUGCAGCCACGGGAGCCAGAUGUCCUCCCACCCACAAGGCUGCCCCAGCCCUGCUCCAUGCAGCACCUCGUGUCCCAGUACCUGGACAUCGCCAGCGUGCCUCGCCGCUCCUUCUUUGAGCUUCUGGCCUGUCUGUCCCUCCAUGAGCUGGAGCGGGAGAAGCUGCUGGAGUUCAGCUCUGCCCAAGGCCAGGAGGAGCUCUUUGAAUACUGCAACCGGCCCCGAAGGACCAUUGUGGAGGUGCUGUGUGACUUCCCACACACAGCCGCCGCCAUCCCCCCGGACUACCUGCUGGACCUCAUCCCCGCUAUCCGGCCGAGAGCCUUCUCCAUCGCCUCCUCGAUGCUGACUCACCCCUCAAGGCUGCAGAUCCUCGUGGCUGUAGUGCAGUUCCAGACUCGCCUCAAGGAGCCCCGUCGGGGCCUCUGCUCCUCCUGGCUGGCAUCCCUGGACCCUGGGCAAGGACCUGUCCGGGUGCCCCUCUGGGUGCAGCCUGGGAGUCUGGCCUUCCCAGAGAUGCCAGACGUGCCCGUGAUCAUGGUGGGGCCUGGCACCGGGGUAGCCCCCUUCCGAGCAGCCAUCCAGGAGCGUGUGGCCCAGGAUCGGACCAGAAAUGUCUUGUUUUUUGGCUGCCGCUGGCGGGACCAAGACUUCUACUGGGAGGCGGAGUGGCAGGAGCUGGAGAAGCGGGGCUGCCUGACCCUGGUCUCUGCCUUCUCCCGGGAACAGGAGCAGAAAGUGUAUGUGCAGCACCGGCUCCGGGAGCGGGGGCCACUCGUGUGGGAGCUGCUGGACCGCCAGGGUGCACACUUCUACCUGGCAGGCAAUGCCAAGUCCAUGCCAGCGGAUGUCUCAGAAGCCCUGGUGUCCAUCUUCGAGGAGGAGGGCGGACUCUGCAGUUCCGACGCCGCUGCCUAUCUAGCCAGGCUCCAGCGCACACGGCGCCUUCAGACUGAGACGUGGGCCUGAGCCCCUUGGCUGCCUGUGAUCCUCCUGGGAGCCCAGGAAGGCAUUGUCCUCUUGGACCAGGGGUGGCGCUUCCAGGUCCCAGCUGGUUGGGGCAACAGCCAGCUUCUGAGCACAGUUACACGCUCGUCGACCCUGGGUCCCACCCUUUGAGCCCUGACUCCACUGCAGCCUCUGCCAGCCAGCCCUCCCCUCCCCCACCCUGACCCUGAGCUGUGUCCUCAUUCUCCCCCACCCUCUUCCUGGUCAAGGUCGUGGCCUGGGCCGUUCCACUUCACUGGUGCAGUGGUCCAGGAUGGUGUGAGCAGCCCACUGGGCACUGGGGGCAGCACAGGGCCCCCAUAAGGCUGCACUGCACUCCUCCACCCUGGGGCCACCUCGGCCACUGCAGCCUGCUGGGCAGCACAUUCCAAUCACCUCCACACGGCUGAGGCUGGGCUCAGGCCACGAGAAAGCAGCUCCCUUAGAGCAGUGGGGAGGUCCCAGGCCAGAGCAGCCUCUUCCUCUCCUGGUCCCAGGAAAGUCCUGGCAGGAACUGCUGGCUUCUGGGUGG